UACUACUAGACGUGCCUUGAUUAAAUUGUCCAAAUGUCCAACACGUAAUACAAACUAUGAUUGGGUAAAAACUACUUAUAGUACUACUAGACAUGCUUUGAUCAAAAUGUCCGGAUGUCCAACACAUAACACAAACUAUGAUUGGGUAGAAACUACUUAUGACACUGCUACAAACGAAAAACCAGCAGCAUACUCUCUUUCUCCAAGAUAUACAUUGGCUUUUGACAAU
This is a messenger RNA of Racocetra fulgida, 229 nucleotides long. NCBI's taxonomy places the organism in Eukaryota, Fungi, Glomeromycota, Glomeromycetes, Diversisporales, Gigasporaceae. The record is from the annotation of a GenBank genome assembly.